GGCUAAUUCAAAUUAUUUUAAAUAAUGUAUGAUACUGUUAAUUUGAAAUGGAUUUUACUCCUCUGGUUGAGUGGCCGAGGACUCCCACACUCAUUGCAACAGGAUCUGCAUCGAUAUGGCCUUCAAUACUGCAGUGAGAAUGGACAUGGUUGGAGUGCCAAGCAUGACACCGAGACGACCUCACUUCACCGGCGUCUUCAUUCCUCAAAGUUUAUGCAUUAAUAUUAUGGAAAAAUCUAGGAGGAAAUUAACUACUAGGAGGAAGUUAGCAACAUGCUGCACACUUCUUCUUGAUAAAGGUUAUGGUGCUUUUGCUGUGAAAGGCACAGGCAGACCGGUUAUGGAGGACACCCAUAGUAUUGAAAUUGAUUCAAAAGGAUCAGGAGCAUCAUUCUUUGGUGUCUUUGAUGGUCAUGGUGGAACUGCUGUUGCUGAGAUGUUGAAGUCAAGCCUGUGGCCCAUUUACAGGAAGAAACUGUCAGAACCUGAUCUAGUGAAGGCAACAGCUGCUGCUUACCUAGAAGCCGACCAAUUAGCUCUGGCUCAACCAAAGGGACUCUUUGGAGCAUUGAGAGAGAGGGGACUGGGGGGAUCAAGAUGUGGAGCCACAGCAGCCACCAUUGUUUUGAAAACCUUGCAAGGUAGUCGAGAUAUCUUGGUUGCAGCAAAUGUUGGUGAUGCUCGUGUUGUUCUUUCACGAGGAGGUCAAGCAAUUCAAUUAACAGUGGAUCAUAAGCCUGAUGUGGAGGAUGAAAGGAAGCGCAUUGAAGCCAAGAACCCGUUUCCAAAAAAGCCACUUGUAAUGUUUUUAUGUCCACUUGACCUUUAUAUGAAUAUUUUUCAAGGAAAAAAGUUUCCAAUUCUGAAAAAGAAGUUCAUAAAUUUAUUAACUUGA
Cryptomeria japonica (Japanese cedar) is the source of this 895-nucleotide messenger RNA. Its product is annotated as probable protein phosphatase 2C 11. Gene Ontology annotation, biological process: protein dephosphorylation. Bases 116 to 895 code for a protein of 259 amino acids. The record is from RefSeq and is a predicted model, not a curated record. Gene Ontology annotation, molecular function: cation binding; protein serine/threonine phosphatase activity. The transcript has 9 exons. NCBI's taxonomy places the organism in Eukaryota, Viridiplantae, Streptophyta, Pinopsida, Cupressales, Cupressaceae.